This is a messenger RNA of Acaulospora colombiana, 1341 nucleotides long. Lineage: Eukaryota; Fungi; Glomeromycota; Glomeromycetes; Diversisporales; Acaulosporaceae. The record is from the annotation of a GenBank genome assembly.
AUGGAUGAACGGCUAUUUGGUGGACCAGUUCAAGGGGAUCGCGUCUUCGAACAAUGCGUCAAGUGCUUGGAAGCAAUCCUUUCGGAGGUAACAUCCUGCUUCCCUGGGACCUCGACAAAGUGCGCGUUUGAAGCUUCUGCUGACGAUCCGGUCAUGCGAGUCUAUGUGGAGCCUGAGGAAUGGGAUGAGGAAACACAGGGUGAACGACCAUUGGUAGAGCUAUACGUGUCAGCGACAAGUUAUCUCAAUGGCAAACGAAUCACUGGACCGAUGAACUUUGGGACACAAGAUGAUCAGUGUACGUCGUUUGUUUCCAUACAUCCCACUGUAAUGACACUUUUUCCAGGGGGUAUCCUACUCAACAUUGCAAGAUCGUCGUCCAGUUCGUCAGAGCUACGGGCCUCCAUUAGGAAAGAGCGGGAUGCUUUGGUAGAAAGAAAGGACGACUUUCAUUUUUCGUUGCCACGUGGAAUGGACGCCAAGACGAUGGCACAAAAAUGGGUGGGGAUCGACUACACGCGCAAACCAUCGGUGGACGCAGAUUCCAACGAAGGCAUUGGGUCCAGCCAAGUUGCUCCUUCUACUAGUGAUGAACAGUUGGAACGAUUGGCCCUUAGAUUCAACUCGAAACGACCUCCUUCCAAAUUUGUCACAAACCUCCGGGCAUUGGCGAAACAAGGUCGAGAGUAUCUAGACUCAUUGGAACAGGGAGUUGCAGAAGAGUCGAAUGACCCUUCACUUGGUCCACACCUUGUGAGAACAGGUACUCCUGAGUCAGUCUUAGCUUCGCCAGAUAUUGAGGGCGUCGAACAAUCAAAUGAUAGCAUGGCUCUUGCAUCCACAUUCGAAGACAUAUCUUCUGAAAAGGGGGAGGAGUCAGGGCACUCGUCCACUUUGGAGGCCGAGCACGUUAAACUAAGUGAAGAGGUCGAAAGCCAAGCGGCGGAUAUGGGGGUUCUCCGAGAAAGAAGUAGUGUGCAGGUCAAAAUGGCAGAAGAAUACAGUUCGCCGAAGGGUGCGGCUGAGGGUUCAGCCGACGUUGACCACGGAAAGAUUUCGGUCACGAGUGAUAAUUACUCGCCGCCGACCGAGAAGGAUCCUUUGGGGGAUGUUCAAUCGACCGACACUCUCGACAUUGUUGGAUCCGAAGAUGAUAUACUAGGUCCCACGAACUAUGAUGAUUCCCACCUUUCACUGGCAAGUUCCGAUCAGGCUACGGAGUGUCAAGAGGAGCUCCGUGAUGAAGACCAAGCCUGGCCGAGCCAUUCUAAAGACCAGAACGAGGACAUUUCCGAAAACCAGAACAUGGUUACCAAGGAGAACGCAAAAGACACCCUCUAA